UUAAUUAAUUUAAAUAUUGUGACUUGACCGUAAUAAAAUAUCGACGACAACAUGAUUAGAAGUACGAUAGUGCUAUCUGCGGCAAAAUUCCGACAUUUUCAUAGGAAAUAGGUACCAUUUUCAUCAUUUGAAUGUACGCGCCGUAUGAAUUUGUGACCUUCAUUUCGUAAAACGUGCCGUAAUACAAACAAGCAUUGAAUGGUGCCAACGUCAGAAUCUUUGGAAGACGUUUGAACGUUUGGAACAGAAAUUGUAAACAUUCGAAUGCGAUAGACUCGACGGAAGUGCAAGGUUUUGAUAGGAAUACCACGAUGGUUCGUUCGCGAACUAUCACCCAGGACGAGUAUAAACAACAUCAUGCUGAGUUUAAAAUAAUUUACGGUUUUCAUUCGUCACCGUUUGGAAAAUGUUUGGUUGGCGUGACGGACACAGACAAGGCUGUAGCGUUUCUAACGUUUGUAGAUGACAGCAAUGAAAAAGGAUUAGCCAAGCUAAAGAGCUGUUGGCCUCUAUCAGAAUUAGUUGAAGAUAAUGAUAACGAAACGAGUCAAAUUAUGGAGACAAUUUUUCCUUCUGGUACAAUCGUGAACAAUUCUCUGACAUUACUUUUGAUGGGUACAGAAUUUCAAAUAAAAGUUUGGCAGUCCUUACUCGAUAUACCAAAGGCCACAACGGUUACUUACGAGCAAGUUGCACAGAACAUAAACAAUCCGAAGGCUGUACGUGCUGUUGGUAAUGCUGUAAUGAAAAAUAAAGUUGUAUACCUCGUACCUUGUCAUAGAGUCAAAGGAAAGUCUGGUAGCAAUAAGUACAAGUGGGGACCAGAACUUAAAGAGACUAUCCUGUCUUACGAAAGACAAGAAUGACAUUAUUUCUGAGUCUUAUCGUCCUGUACCAUUGAGAUAGAAAUGAAUAAAAUAACCAUAAGGUGAUUAAUAUGUACACAUACUUACAAAAACAUUUGAACAUCUUUUAAAACAGAAUAAUUUCUUUACAAUUAGGCACAACUUUCAUGUAUUUUCUAUUUAUAUUUAGACAACAAUCUACAUAAUAUUGUUACGUAAAAGUACUGUAAAAAACAAGUCAUUAGCAUUCGACAUCGACCUAAGAGAUAUUAGAUUCUGACUGAAAACGAGAAUGUUAUCUACAUUGUCAUGUUCAUAAGAGAAGCAUGGAGUUUAAAAAUACGUAUCUAAAUAUAUACACUUAUGAAUAAAUACAAAAGCAAGUCGUAAAAGUAUUUCUCAAAAAAGAACAAUCGAUAUUGUACAGAACAAUCGAAUACGCAUCACAAAUACAACAUUUGUUUACAUUAACGUACAAAUUCAUCGUUGUAACAUAUAACCUACGUUACAUUUGAAAAGUGUUUGAAAGAAAAUUAGUUACAUGUAAUCUUAAUUAUCCACAUUAGAAUUUACUUCCUACGAUUGUAAAAAUUGGUGUAUCAUAAAAUAAAUUUCUAUCAUAUGGUAUUACAUAUA
Messenger RNA from Megalopta genalis, 1481 nucleotides. The record is from RefSeq and is a predicted model, not a curated record. Lineage: Eukaryota; Metazoa; Arthropoda; Insecta; Hymenoptera; Halictidae.